Messenger RNA from Scatophagus argus, 3332 nucleotides. Its product is annotated as phosphatidylinositol-binding clathrin assembly protein. The transcript has 19 exons. Gene Ontology annotation, biological process: synaptic vesicle budding from presynaptic endocytic zone membrane; clathrin-dependent endocytosis; clathrin coat assembly. The record is from RefSeq and is a predicted model, not a curated record. Gene Ontology annotation, cellular component: clathrin-coated pit; extrinsic component of presynaptic endocytic zone membrane; clathrin-coated vesicle. Gene Ontology annotation, molecular function: clathrin heavy chain binding; SNARE binding; 1-phosphatidylinositol binding. NCBI's taxonomy places the organism in Eukaryota, Metazoa, Chordata, Actinopteri, Scatophagidae. The coding region runs from base 1324 to 3183 and encodes 619 amino acids.
AAAAAGCAACCGCUUUUAAAAAGACACCAUUAAAUAAAAGCAAUAGCAACAGACGAAUACUACUUGAACGCACUGUAAGUAGUAGGAUUGUAGUGCUCUAGAUUCCGAGCCUGCGGGGGACCUCUGAAGGCAGCACAGUUGUGAGAUCAGCUGAUUUUUUACGCUGCCAUUUUGUCCGGCAGAGAAGCAACCAGCCAGUCAGUCCGUAAAGAGAAACCACUGGCGAGACUUUUUAGACAGCAGCGCAGGACGGGACUGUCGGAGGGGGGAAAACGAACUGGUAAUGUGGAGUGGAUAACCGAAGGACAGCACCAACUGAGCCUGAGGACCGUGAAGGGAAACAGCCGAACCGACGGAGCUGUCAUUUUGAACUUAACGGGUCCGCCGGCUCCGCUCUUCAGUCACAGACUAACAGGGGAGUCGUUCGGUCGCUCGUUGGCUCGUUAGCUAACCCCGCUAGCUACUCGGCUAACACCCACCGCUCCUCGCCUCUCGUCUCACCGGGAGAAACUGCACCUGUCCGGGCUGUCAGUCCCACAUUGUCCUCUUAUAAACUCCAAACAAUGUGCUGCUCCAUCCCGAGUGACUUUUUACGCCCGAGGGGGAUUUUAACGCACACUUUUCCAAGAGACCAGUGAUAGCUAAACGGUCCAAGCUAACAAGUUGACGUGGAGGAAGAACUCGAGAUUUUUUUGGUUGUUGUUGGCGUCCUCCAAGCUGUGAUUUUUAUACGGAUUACUUUUUCUUCUUGCUUGCCCCCGAGGUGGUCUCUUCCCAAAACAAAUCGUCCGGGUUUCAUACAAACCAGCCAGUUAGCUAUGUUUAUUUGUGGCCAGAAAGUAAUUUCCAGUGUUUACAAAUUCCACAGUGGGACUCUUUCCUGGUUCGAGUACUGCAACGGAAACAUUAGCUAACACAGACUAGCUCGGAUUAGUGUCGACGUGUUUUGUUUACUAGAUAGAUAGAUAGAUAGGGGGAAUAAACAGUUGCCAAACAACUCAACUACGAAAGAAAACUGCAGAUCAGCUUGUGGCUGUUCAUUGUUAAGCCAGAUUUUCUUUUACCUGCGUUAUUUUUUUGUUGUUGCCACCAGUGAUCUGACUUCACUGCAGACGGGGCUGCACAGGUUUCGUACGCACCUGGAGAGAAGAAUCAGAAACUUACCAGCGGGUGUCUGAUCGCAGCCCUUUACCUCCUCUUGACAGUGAAGUCACGUUGAGUUGUGACCCGCAGGGAGUUGAUCCAUUGAUCGGAUCGUUACUGUGCUGUUUUUUUUAAAUAGCUGAUUGAAGCAGAAGCAGAGACAGGGAGAAACGGAGAGCGAUGUCGGGCCAAUCUAUCACGGACCGGAUCGCUGCAGCGCAGCACAGCAUGACCGGGUCGGCUAUCAGCAAGGCUGUGUGCAAAGCCACCACACACGAAGUCAGCGGACCCAAGAAGAAACACCUUGACUAUCUGAUCCACUGCACCAAUGAGAUGAACGUGAACAUUCCCCAGCUGGCGGACACGUUGUUUGAACGCACGGCCAACUCCAGCUGGGUGGUGGUCUUCAAAGCCCUCAUCACCACCCACCACCUCAUGAUGUAUGGAAACGAGCGUUUCAUCCAGUACCUGGCCUCCAGAAACACUCUGUUUAACCUGAACAACUUCCUGGAUAAGGGAGCCCUGCAAGGCUACGACAUGUCAACCUUCAUCAGACGAUACAGCCGCUACCUGAACGAGAAGGCCAUGUCCUACCGACUGGUCGCUGUGGAUUUCACCAAGAUGAAGAGGGGGAUUGACGGUGUGAUGCGCACCAUGAACACAGAGAAGCUGAUUAAGACGCUGCCCAUCAUUCAGAAUCAGCUGGAUGCUCUGCUGGAUUUCCAGGCCAACCCGAAUGAGCUGACCAACGGGGUGAUCAACUCAGCUUUCAUGCUGCUUUUCAAAGACUCCAUAAGGCUGUUUGCUGCUUACAAUGAGGGGGUCAUCAACCUGCUGGAGAAAUACUUUGACAUGAAGAAGAACCAGUGCAAAGAUGCUCUGGACAUCUACAAGAAAUUUCUUUACAGGAUGACGAAGCUGUCGGAGUUCCUCAAGGUGGCCGAGCAAGUUGGAAUAGAUCAGGGUGACAUCCCAGAUCUCUCACAGGCCCCCAGCAGCCUCCUGGAGGCUUUGGAGCAGCAUCUGGCCUCUCUGGAGGGCAAGAAGACCAAGGAAUUGAAUGCAGACACCAGAGCGUCCACCCUGUCCAGCGCCGUCUCAUCUCUCUCCUCCACCGGCAUGUCCUUCAGCCGCAUGGACGAAAAGGAGAAGCAGCAGGCCUUGGAGGAAGAACAGGCCAGACUGCAGGCUCUUAAGGACCAGCGCCUGAAGGAGAUCAGCAUGCAGACUCCACCCUCUGCCUCCCCGAGCAGCCAGUCGAUAGGCAGCGCCAACAACAACAACCACAUCACACAAACGGCGGAGCUGUUCACCUCCACGCUGACUGCCAACAGUGUGCCCAACCUGAACAGUGACCUGUUUGAUCUUCAGCCGGCCUUCAUCCCCGCUGUGCAGAGCACUCCUUCAAUCUCCACCGCCAACAGUGCCUGGGGAGGAUUGGAGAGCCAGCCUCUGCAGCAGACCACCCCAGCCAUGACCGUAGAUUUCGAUGCUGUGUUUGGGAAUAAGGCCACGCCCAGUAACAACAGCCCGCAGUCUGCAGCCGGUUUUGACACUCUAGGUGACCUGUUGAAGCCUACAAUUCCUGCGCACACUGCACCUCCUCCUCCUCCUCAAAUGGCCAUUCACCCUGGAGGAAAGCUGCUAGCCAGCGACCUCGACUCCUCUCUGGCCAACCUCGUAGGCAAUCUGCAGUUUGGUGGGACCCCAGCCAAGAAGCCAGAGAUGCAUUGGAGCCAGCCUGGAGAGAAGAAGCUGACGGGAGGCCAGAACUGGCAGAACAAGACCAUGUCGACCACCCAGUGGAGCCCAGCUCCAAUGGCCCCACAGCCCAUGCCUGUACAACACGUGGCUCCAGCUCCCAUGGCUUUUCCCAUGACCACACCGCAAGUGCCUGUGUAUGGAAUGGUCCCUCCCCAGAUGGGUCAAAUGGGCGGGGUACCAGUGAUGGCUCCUCAGCCAAUGAUGUACAACCAGCCUGUUCUCAGACCCACCAACCCCUUCACGCCCAUGCCCGGAGCCCAGAUGCAGUUUAUGUAAUCCAGUUGGGAGGGAGGGGGGCAGAGUGCCAAAAGCGACAAACACACAAGAGGAACGAUCAGAUGGACGGAGGGAUGAUUCAGUCAAGCUCAAACGACUCAGAGACAAACGGACCACAAGAUAACCAACUGACACCAAAAACAAAGACA